Messenger RNA from Trachymyrmex cornetzi, 2021 nucleotides. RefSeq lists its product as uncharacterized. Gene Ontology annotation, molecular function: protein binding. Lineage: Eukaryota; Metazoa; Arthropoda; Insecta; Hymenoptera; Formicidae. The record is from RefSeq and is a predicted model, not a curated record. Bases 127 to 2010 code for a protein of 627 amino acids. The transcript is spliced from 6 exons.
ACGAAGUGUUGUAAAUUUAAGAAUCAUGUGUUAUGUAUAUCUUGAUAUAAUGAUAUUUAUAUUUGUACAAAUUUUCAUUGUAUCACCAACUUCAUUGAACGAAUAAUAAGUAUACCACCCAUAAAUAUGGAUCUCACACAAAUAUUGGAAGACAUCGAUGAUGUAACCGAGGCAUUGCAAGAUGAAGAAGCAGAUGCGUGGACCAAUUAUGAUGAAGAUGACACUGAAACCGUGGAGAAAAAAGAGGAAGAAGAAGAGGAAGAGGAAGACAUCAAAAUGGAAUCAGAAGACAAAUCUGAAACUAUGGAAGAGGAGAGAGAAGAUAUCAAAGUCGAACCAGAAAUAAUCAACAAGACUGACAUAUUUACUGAUUUUAUGAUGGAAUUUGAAGCAAAACGGACAAAGGAAUUGGCGAUCAAGGCUGAAGAGAAGAAGAAACAGCUGCGGCAAUUGAUCCGUAUUGAACGGAAGAAAGAUGAUGAUGCAUCUGAAGAAACGCUGAUCACGCCGGAAGAUGAAGAUAUUAUGAGUGACCGAGUAUCCACUGAAAGUUCGAUUCAUCCAUGUUUACGCAAGAUAGAUAUCAGCGAUUCUCAGCUGAAAUUAGUGAAUCUGUAUACGGUGUACCAGGUUCCGAACGAUCCCGGAUUGCUACCAGCUUUCUGGCUGUUACGUGAACGCCCACCGAUUUACAGCACGGAUGGUGUGCAGAAAUUUUACGACAUAGUAAAACGCGCCGGUUUGAGAUCAAUUGGUUCGUUGAAGGAUAUGCUCUUAACAGAUCAAUUAAAUUUGUGUUAUUAUGGACUUAAGUCACCAGUAAUGAGAGCGAUCUGUGAGGCUUUGGCCGACAACACUUUUGUACGAAAACUGGAUUUGAAGGACAAUAAACUAUCCGUGAAUGCGUGCAAAUAUCUAAAUGAUUUAUUACUUAGAAACAACACGAUAAUCGAUUUAUCACUAUCGGGUUGCCGAAUUGGUACAAAUGGCGCAAAAAAAUUGUAUGACGCGAUAUCGGAGAACACAAUCCUGAAGAUGCUCGAUCUCAGCAGUUGCGACAUCGGCAAUGAAGGCUUCGGAUACAUCGCGUCUGCAUUAUCUAAUAACCAAGAUUUGGAGAGUGUUGAUCUAUCCGACAAUCAUUUGGACGAGACGUGCUCAGAAAGUCUGCAGAAUUUGCUCUCGCACUCCAAAAGCUUGACGCAUCUGAACUUAUCCUGGAACUCUCUGUAUGACGCAAAAAUCUGGAAGGCUCUGGUCGAUGGGCUCAAGAAAAAUGAGACGCUGCGUUCCCUGAAUUUAUCUUGGAACGCACUUGAACAGGAAUGUGUGCCUCAUCUUUACAACCUAUUAUCACGCUCGCGGAACAUUGAGAAGCUGAACUUAAGUUGGAAUAGAUUUACCGAAAAAGAUGCUGAAAUCAUAGCAGAAGGUCUAUCGAAAAAUAAUACGCUCCAAGAAUUACAACUGGGAAACAAUCCUUUGAGAGCACAAGGUGUUUCAGCUUUGGUUCACGCAAUUAGGCCGAACCUAUCGCCCAAUAAUGCUUUACGUCUUUUGGACUUAGAGAACAUUUGGGCAAAUAAGGAUAUUCUCGAAGACUUGGAGAUAACCGAAAAAUUCAGACCAUGGGUUACAAUUAAAUUAGGCGGUAUUCUGAGCAAUUAUCAGCUCGUUGGACCAAAUGUUAGAAGAAUACUUCUGAAGAGAGCGAAUUACGAGGCAAUGCUACCGAAACGAAGGAGGCAACGACGCAACUUCGGCCAAUUUGUGAUAUCGUUGACGGACAAACUAAUAGCACGAGCAAAAUUUAUACAGCUAGUGCAAAAGUUUAAGCUAAAGCUUUCUACAUCGCUUAUCGAUGAGAUAAUGAAUGUAUUCGAGGGGCCGCAUAACACUGUCAAUCAAAAACUGUUAAAAUCAUUUUAUUUGGAAGAAUAUCCAGAAACGACACUAUUAACAUUGAAGAAAAAGAAAUUAAAAAACGUCAAACAUACAAAAAAAGAGUAGAAAGUGGAAUU